Molecule: messenger RNA, 810 nt
Organism: Podarcis lilfordi (Lilford's wall lizard)
Lineage: Eukaryota; Metazoa; Chordata; Lepidosauria; Squamata; Lacertidae
Source: the annotation of a GenBank genome assembly
AUGAAUUCUGACUCCAGCUCUCUCUCCAGCAGAGCCUCCUCGCCAGACAUGGAGGAGAUGUACCUGCGGGACCAUCACCAUCACCACCAUCACCACCACCAUUCAGUCUCGUCGACGCAGAGCGAGGUGGGCCAGCGCGGGCCGGGCGAGGGCCUCUCUCGGGCCGGCUCCAAGGGCUCGUCGAGCGAAAGCAGCAAGUACAAGAUCAAGAAGCAGCUGUCGGAGCAGGACCUGCAGCAGCUGCGGCUGAAGAUCAACGGGCGCGAGCGCAAGCGGAUGCACGACCUCAACCUGGCCAUGGACGGGCUCCGCGAGGUGAUGCCCUACGCGCACGGGCCGUCGGUGCGCAAGCUCUCCAAGAUCGCCACGCUGCUGCUGGCGCGCAACUACAUCCUGAUGCUCACCAGCUCCCUGGAGGAGAUGAAGCGACUGGUGGGCGAGAUCUACGGCGGCCACCAUUCGGCCUUCCACUGCGGGACGGUGGCGCACUCCGCCGGGCACCCGGCCCACCCGCCGGGCGCCGUGCACCCUGUGCACCCCAUCCUGGGCGGCGCCUUGUCCUCGGGGGGCAACCCGUCUCCGCUCUCGGCUUCCCUGCCGGCCAUCGGCGCCAUCCGGCCGCCGCACUCGCUGCUCAAGACCCCCCCGGCGCCGCCGGCCCUGCAGCUGGGAGGGGGCUUCCAGCACUGGGCCGGCUUGCCUUGUCCCUGCAGCAUCUGCCAGAUGCCCCCGCCGCCGCACCUCUCGGCUCUCACCACGACGGCCAGCCUGGCCCGGAUCUCCACAGAAGCCAAGGACCUGCUGAAGUGA